CGAGGAUGAGGAGGAGGGCGGAGGCGGAGGGGAGGGCAGAGGGUUGGUGGAGCUGGAGGAAGCUCGGGCGACGACUCGGAGGAGGCGGGCGGCCCAGGCCCUAGGCCCCUCCCAGGCUGCGAGUCUCCCGGCUGCAGGCGGAUGGAUGGGGCGUCUCCAGGCGGCGGCGGCAGCAGCGGAGGCGGCGGCAGCGGCGGUGGCUAUGGUGUGGUGGCUCGAUUCUCCCAGUGCCUGGCUGAGUUUCGGACGUGGUUAAGAACCAACUGGUUGAGGUUCAAUGCAGACAAGACGGAUGUGAUGCUGAAAAUGUGCAUCAGAUGUUUAUGUUUAAUUGGUUUACAGACUGUCUCUGGAUUCUUUUCCUGUCAAAUUACAAGCCAUCUGUUGAGUCUUCAAGUCCAGAAAUGGAGGAAAUGUUUGACUGCCCAUGAAAGUACAGGAGGCUCAGCAACAUCAGAGGACCAUGAGUUUGAUCCAUCAGCUGACAUGCUGGUUCAUGAUUUUGAUGAUGAGCGAACAUUAGAAGAAGAAGAGAUGAUGGAAGGAGAGACAAACUUCAGUUCUGAAAUAGAGGAUCUUGCAAGGGAAGGCGACAUGCCAAUCCACGAGCUUCUCAGCCUCUAUGGUUACGACAGCACUGUUCGGUUACCUGAAGAAGAUGAGGAGGAAGAGGACGAGGAGGAGGAAGGUGAAGAUGAUGAAGACGCUGAUAAUGAUGACAACAGUGGCUGUAGUGGGGAAAAUAAAGAAGAGAAUAUAAAGGAUUCAUCGGGCCAGGAGGAUGAAACUCAGUCUUCCAAUGAUGAUCCCUCCCAGUCUGUCACUUCCCAAGAUGCUCAGGAAAUAAUUCGUCCCCGUCGAUGUAAAUAUUUUGAUACAAAUAGUGAAAUAGAAGAAGAAUCGGAAGAAGAUGAAGAUUAUAUUCCAUCAGAAGACUGGAAAAAGGAAAUCAUGGUGGGCUCCAUGUUUCAAGCUGAGAUUCCAGUUGGUGUUUGUAGAUACAAAGAAAAUGAAAAAGUAUAUGAAAAUGAUGAUCAGCUUCUGUGGGACCCAGAAUAUUUACCAGAAGAUAAAGUGAUUGUAUUUCUUAAGGAUGCAUCCAGAAGAACAGGUGAUGAGAAAGGUGUAGAAGCAAUUCCUGAAGGAUCUCACAUAAAAGACAACGAACAGGCUUUAUAUGAAUUGGUUAAAUGCAGUUUUGAUACAGAAGAAGCCUUGAGAAGAUUGAGAUUUAAUGUCAAAGCAGCUCGAGAGGAAUUAUCUGUGUGGACAGAGGAAGAGUGUAGAAAUUUUGAACAAGGGCUGAAGGCCUAUGGAAAAGAUUUUCAUCUGAUCCAGGCUAAUAAAGUCCGAACAAGAUCAGUUGGUGAAUGUGUAGCAUUCUAUUACAUGUGGAAAAAGUCUGAGCGUUAUGAUUUCUUUGCUCAGCAAACAAGAUUUGGAAAAAAGAAAUAUAAUCUUCAUCCUGGUGUAACGGAUUACAUGGAUCGUCUUUUGGAUGAGAGUGAAAGUGCUGCUUCAAGCCGAGCACCAUCCCCUCCCCCUACUGCAUCAAAUAGUAGUAACAGCCAGUCGGAGAAAGAAGAUGGCACUGUCAGCAAUAGUAAUCAAAAUGGUGUGUCAUCUAAUGGACCAGGUGAACUACUAAACAAAGAAGAAGUAAAAGUUGAAGGCUUACAUGUUAAUGGACCAACAGGUGGAAAUAAGAAAACACUUCAUACCGAUAUGGACACUAAUGGUUAUGAAGCAGAUAACCUGACCACUGACCCAAAACUUGCCCAUAUGACUGCAAGAAAUGAAAAUGAUUGUGAUGAAAAAAAUGAGAGACCUGCCAAAAGGCGACGGAUAAACAGCAAUGGGAAAGAAAGUCCGGGUUCGUCUGAAUUCUUCCAGGAGGCAGUCUCGCAUGGAAAGUUUGAGGAACAUGAAAACACAAAUGACUAAGUCCUAGGCCUGUGUUACUUUCUUUGCAGUAAAUUCUGGUGUGACUACAAUUUUCAGGGUUGGUGGGUGACCUUUAGAAAGCUGAUUCCUUGAAGUAGUUGGUUCAUCUUGAUGUUUGAAUUGAGUCCUCACGUUAAGAAAUGGGAUUCAUAGUUCCACCUUUUCCAAGUUCUUUUACUUUAAAUUGUUGAAGACCUCUUUAAGGAUAUAAAAACAUUGGUAAAUUUGAAUCACCCAAAGACUUAUCUGUACCUUCUCAUUUGAGAUACUAAUCAUAAAUUUGACUAAAAGGUAAUUUUUCCUUAUUUUUAAGAGGAAGAAUAGUCGGGGAGGGGGGGAAAACAAGUUUGGGUUUCUGCUCAGUACCAAUUUCUUGAUUAUCUAGAAAUGUCUUUACAACAGACAUUUUUCUCUCUUUACAAAUUGAACUAAGGAAACCCUCAUGAAUCCUGAAGGUUAUGCUAGCAUGAUUUUUAUAUGUAGAAGUUUAAAAAUAAACCAAGUCAGGUUUGUAUUUGUAAAAUUGUUGACAUCAAUGAUGUCUUUCCAUAUUCUUAUCUGGGCUUAAGAAAUACAUUCUGUAUUUUUCCAGAUUCUUUGUAGCCUUUGAAAGAUUUUUACAGUACAUAUGUCUUGACUGAGCUGUCUUUUCUUAAUACAAAAAGCUUGUAUAAUUUUCUUAACUUGUACAGUUGGUAAACUUUUAUGAGAGGAACUGAUAUUCUGAGUCUGUCAGCUUUCAUUUUAUUUUGCUAAGAUUUUUCUAAUGAAUUUUUAAGUGUGUGUAGUUAACCAAGUCAUGUUUCUUAUCCAGGUGGUAAAAGCAUUCAUAAAGAAUUAUAAACAUAUUUUUUUUCAAACUUCUACUUAUGGACAAAUAAUUUGGGGCCUCUGGAGUUCAGCAUGAUACUCAAGACUGCAAGCUUGUUUGCAUUUGCUAUAGUUUCCAAAAUUAUUUUUGAAGCAAAACAAAGACUUACUGUCAGCUUAAAUACGUAAAUGUAUUGUGCUGAAUAGAAUCCUGUUCUGUUACUCUUGUGCACUAUAAGAUUUCCCGUUGUUUUCAUUAAGUCAACAGAAAGGAAAGACCAGGUGAUUUUGAGAUAUUGUCACAUCUAUAAUAACUAUUGACAGGUAGCAAUGUUGAUUUUUAUGAGAAAAUAAUGGUUUUAAGAAUUUUCAGACCUUUCCAGUUACAAUCCAGUUUGUCAGAUUUGAUACUGUUUUUUCCAAAAUGAAACAGAUCCAAAAUCAUCCUUCUGUGUUUUUUAAAAGGAUUAUCUGUGUGCACUAGCCUUGUAAGGAUGGGUGCCAUUUUAUUUUCAGUCUUAAAUUCUUCUUAUAAAAAUGUAGUUUUAUACAGCUGAUAGACCAAUCUAUCUCCAAACUUUUUUUAUUAAAGGAUUAUUAGCUAUCUUUUUCUCACACAGACACAUCCCCAAAUGCUGCUUUUAGUUUGUUCCCAGCCCUCAGUUCAAGAGCCAGUGCUUUAAAGGCAGCUUGGGUAAAGGUUUGCACUGAGAAUGACCGUCCAGGCCUCAUCCCUCAGAGUGUUCUUAUGUUUGUCCAGACUGCUUCCCUUAACCAAUGGGAAUAACUUUUUCUUUUCCCCAAUCAGUAUUGGAAGCCACUUUGACAACAUAUCAUAUACAUACACUGUUUUUGCAUAAAUACCCAGUAAAUCAGUUUCAGAUGGAAGUACUGAGAAGCAUGAGGGGUUUUUGUUUGUUUGUUUGUUUUACUGAGAAAAAAUUAAUUUAUCCAGAAUGGCAGUAGGUCAAGUAGCUUUAGCAAAUAGCCAUGGCCCCUGUCUCCCUUCCUACCCCUACCCAUAUCCCUCCCUCCCUCCCUCCCUCCCCCUCCCCUCCCCCCCCUCCUCUCCUUUCCUCUCCUCUCCCUCCCUCUUUCUUUUCCUUUCUUUUUUUAAGACAGAGUCUCACUGUGUAGCCCAGGCUGGCCUGGAACUUAAAAUCCUUCUAUCUCAGCCCCCUGAUAAUGAGGUUGGAGGUAUUUCCCACCACACCCAGCUAUAGUCUUAUUUUCUAAAGCAUAUUUUAUUAAAUGAGUCCAGGUCAUCCUAGCUCUUUGUCACAGAUGAUCUAUAAAAAUGUUUUAAAAGAACAGUGAUGUUGUGCUUCUCAAUCAUUGCAAUAUUGGAGGUGUCAUGUCCACCUUUUUAAAGAUCCAUCUGGUGUGCAAGUUUGUGGAGUUCUUGAAACUUGUUACAGGAACAUUUUUAAGGAAAUUCUCAGGCAUGAUGGCAAGUGUGUCAGAUGUAUAAAUGUUAAUAAACCUUAUUUUUCUUUUUAAAGUAUGCAUAAUGAAAAACAUUCCACUAAUAUGUGAUGCUCAGCUUUUCCCAAAUACUUUAUUGUGUUCUGUGUUUCUACAGGGAUUUUACCCUUGGCUCUUCAAUGCAACCACUGUAACUUGAGAAGUCAUUGCACUAUUUAAACAUCUUGACAAUAUCAUGAAUCUAAUUUGCUUAAGAUUUAGUACUUUUCAUAACUCUUGAGCUCUUAAUAGUUGAGAUGAGAAAAGAAGCCUUUCAUUAUGGGCAGGGGAUGAGCUCAGUUGGUUGAAUGCUUGCACCAGCAUGCGUAAAGCCCUGGGUUCCAUCCCCAGUUCCACAUAAACUAGGUGUGGUGGUGCACACCGGUAAUCUCAGCACUUGGGAGGUGAAGGCAGGAGAAUCAGAAGUUCAAGGCCAUCCUCAAGUACACAGUGAGUUUGAGGUCAGCCUGGGAUACCUGAGACUCUGUCUCAAAAAGAAAAGUUUCUGUUGGUAGUUAUGUAGGUCCUAGCAAAGCACUGUCAUUUUCAUUUGGAAUAUAUAAUGUUUUAUGAUGUAUGCUCAAUAAGGUUCAGAAUCUGUAACUCAGUUCAACAAAAUCCGUUGAGCUUUAAAAUGUAUUUGAAGUAAUAUUUAAGUAGGCAUUUAAAAUUAUGAAUUAGAUGUUUUUAAAUUUCUGCAUAAUAAUUUUGCACUGUAAAAUAUGUCCCUUCUCCCAUUUCCUUCUGCCAUUCUGAUAUGCUCAUUAAAAUAUUUUUGUAAACAUA
This is a messenger RNA of Peromyscus maniculatus bairdii (prairie deer mouse), 5004 nucleotides long. It is a transcript of the gene Mier1, whose product is annotated as MIER1 transcriptional regulator. Gene Ontology annotation, cellular component: nucleoplasm. Gene Ontology annotation, molecular function: transcription corepressor activity; histone deacetylase binding. The record is from RefSeq and is a predicted model, not a curated record. Gene Ontology annotation, biological process: negative regulation of transcription by RNA polymerase II. Lineage: Eukaryota; Metazoa; Chordata; Mammalia; Rodentia; Cricetidae.